AUGACCCGCACGCUUCGUAUCGCAGCAGCACAGGUAGGCGCCGUGCAUCGCAGUGACGACCGCCAACAUACCUUAUCACGACUCAUCGCAUUACUCGAAGAUGCCGCUUCCCAAGGCGCACAAAUAGCCCUAUUCCCCGAGUGCACUUUUACAACAUUCUUCCCUCGCUACCUCAUCACCGACAAGGAGGAGCUUGAAUCAUUUUUCGAACACGGUGACAUCACCACGGCAGAUAGCACCAAGGGUAUUUUCGAAAAGGCAAAAGAGCUAGGCGUAGACAUCUGCAUUGGGUUUGCAGAAGCAACAGACGAGAAUGAGUAUUACAAUACUUGUGUCUACUACCAUGCCAAGUCCGGAUCUGUGCUAUCAAAGUACCGCAAGGUACAUUUACCGGGAGACGUUGAACCCUUUUCCGACCCGGAUGCUGUCAACCAAUUGGAAAAGCGAUAUUUCAAGCCUGGGAACCUGGGUUUUCGUGCAUUUCGUGUGCCUGAUCUAACAGUAAACACGAUUGGCCAAGGGGAACCAAUACUCGGGAUGAUGAUAUGUAAUGAUAGACGGUGGGCAGAAGCAUGGCGAUGUCUUGGUCUCCAGGGCGUAGAAGUAGUGUUUGUAGGAUUCAACACUCCAGGUUACGCGCCGCACAUGUGGGGCACGGAUUCAAGCCCACAGGAAGCACAUGCUGAUGCUAUCUUCCAGCACAAGUUGGUCAUGCAGGCGCAUUCAUACACGAACUCUUGCUUCUCAGUUAGCGCGGCUCGAUGUGGUUUGGACGAUGGCAAGUAUGAUCUUGUAGGUGGUUCGACAAUCGUUGGGCCUGAUGGAAAGAUCAUAGUCGAGAGUCAGACGGAGGAAGACGAGGUAAUCAUUGCAGACUGUGAGCUCGAUCGGUGCGUGCCUGGCAAAACACGAACAUUUGAUUUCGCCAGACAUCGACAAACAGAACACUAUAGCAUCUUGACUUCACAAACAGGCGUAAUCGAGCCACCCAGACUCACGGCACCAGACAACAACAACAACAACAACAACAAGAAGAGUGGCCCAACAAACGGCACUCACACAGUAGAAAUACAAUCCAUAACCGGCAUCCCUUCACCCCGCCAAAUCCGCAUUCUCCUCUGCAACCCCAACGCCACAUCCUCAAUAACAAACGCCUGCCUAGCCAUGCUCAAACCAACCCUUCCCCCGGACGUCACAGUCGACGGCUUCACGGCACCCCAACCCGCACCCUCUGCCAUCGAGGGCAACUUCGACAACAUCAUGUCGGCGGCAGCAGCAGCCCGAGCAAUCAUACCCAUAGCCCACCAAUACGACGCCUUCCUUGUCGCAUGCUACAGCGACCACGCCCUAACCAAGAUGCUAAGAGAAGAAGUAUCCCAGCCCGUCAUGGGCAUAAUGGAAGCAUCUCUAUAUGCCGCUCGUACACUCGGCAACCGCUUUGGCAUCAUAGCGACAUCGCAACGCUCACGGCACACGCUCGCCGACGCCGUGAGAAACUACGGUUUAGAUGCUUUUUGCGUGGGCGUGCGCAGCUGCAACGUGGGCGUGCUGGAGUUGGAGACGAAAGCUGAACAAGAGGUUGCAGCCACUAUGUGCGGGGUUGCACGCGACCUUGUGGCCCAUGGCGCGGAUACCCUGGCGCUGGGGUGUGCGGGAAUGACGAAUAUGAAAGUUGCCGUUGAGAAGGCAGUGGGGGGUCAUGUGCAGGUCGUCGAUGGCGUGCUGGCGGGUGUACAGCAUCUUGCUGGGUUGUGUAGAUUUGGGUCAAGAACAGCGAAACAAGGCAUGUAUGCCAGUUCUUCUGCAGAUCGGCGGCUCAGAGGUCAGGAUUGGUAUUAGAUGUUAGAUGGUGGGAGUGAUGAGUUUGUAUACUAGACGUUCUUUUCUUUUUUUUUUUUUUUUUGAAUUCUUUGGGCCUUGUGUCAAAGUUAAGAACAAGAAAAGAUAGCUGGAUUG
Molecule: messenger RNA, 1956 nt
Organism: Bipolaris maydis ATCC 48331
Lineage: Eukaryota; Fungi; Ascomycota; Dothideomycetes; Pleosporales; Pleosporaceae
Product: carbon-nitrogen hydrolase
Source: RefSeq, a predicted model, not a curated record